AUCGGCUUAAGUAUACCCGUAGGGGAGUGGCCGUCGUCGGUGUGAAAUUAAAUGACGGCAUGAAAUGUUUAAUUAAAAAAUGUCGAGAUUUGUAUUUGUGCACGGGGUACGAGGUGUGCAAUACUUCUUCUCUCUUCUCUCCCCUCAGCUCCGUUGUGCGCCUUUGUCAUUUAUCUUUGUUUGCCCACCCUUGUACUUCAUAUCUUACUGCCACAGCAGACCGGCCAUCGAACUGUAUCUAGUCAAAGGUCAAAGGUCGAAGCCAGCGCAGCCCGGAGCUGCCUGUACGAGACAAUAUGAGAGACUUUGAGGUGCAUAAGCAUGAACGCAUUGCUAGGAGUGCGACUGCU
Messenger RNA from Trichoderma asperellum CBS 433.97, 350 nucleotides. Lineage: Eukaryota; Fungi; Ascomycota; Sordariomycetes; Hypocreales; Hypocreaceae. The record is from RefSeq and is a predicted model, not a curated record.